This is a messenger RNA of Marchantia polymorpha subsp. ruderalis, 896 nucleotides long. The record is from the annotation of a GenBank genome assembly. NCBI's taxonomy places the organism in Eukaryota, Viridiplantae, Streptophyta, Marchantiopsida, Marchantiales, Marchantiaceae.
AUCGUGAUACCAAUUUCACACGCGAAGUAUCGAGUCCCUUCAUGGCUAAACCUGCAGACAUAGUAGAUUUAGCAAUCAAGCAAACGAGUUCUCAACCCAUAGCUUCCCCAAUUGAUCUCAGUUCACCACAUUACACAGCUUAUGACUGCUCACCCUAAACCGGCAAAGGCUCGAGACCUCCUUCUGUAUCGUCUGGAUGAUGGUGUGAAUGGCCAAGAGACGACCUCCACUCCACGAUGAAUCCUGUAGUGUCAAGAAGGCUUCUGGGCAGCGUAGAAGGGAGGUGCCCCAGAUACCCGCAGUGGACAUGUCAAAUCAAUGGGCUGGGGUAACAAGGGUCCUCUGCGCAUCAUGGGACCGAGUAACGACAACUGGAUUCGACAUGUGAAUUUCGCCUUCGUUAUCAAACAUCCGAGCAACAGUCUAGCAGGUGAUACUCGACGUCGAGAACCUGCUUCUAAAGGCAUUCAAAACCUUGAAAUACGACCCCAAAUUCCUCUUGAGGAUGAGGAUAAACGACGUCGUCGUCAUCAUCUACCAUCUUCAUCGACUUCAGAAGCUCUUCAACAUCUUUCUAUACGGCAGCUGCAUAUUCUUCCCUGUUCUCCUCGUCAACAUGACAGAAGUCCUCCAGUUCUGAUCACCCAUACAUGAAUUCAACGUAUCCAAGGCUUUUGCGAUUUCGAAUUGCUUCUUCCUCCACUUCUGGUUCCAAGCUCAUCAGUUCGGCGUUGAUGAAAGCAUUUUCGAUCGAGCUUGGCGAAACAGAAUGCCAGGCUGUGAUCUUUCAUAGCAAAUUUCUUGCUUUCUAAAUUUCUUGCAUACCAAAUUUAUAGUUUGCUUUUAAUAUCUACCUUUUAUUCUUUCCAAUAACUACUACACUGCUAACCACAUAG